Molecule: messenger RNA, 498 nt
Organism: Lodderomyces parapsilosis
Lineage: Eukaryota; Fungi; Ascomycota; Pichiomycetes; Serinales; Debaryomycetaceae
Exons: 1
Coding region: 1-498 (165 amino acids)
Biological process (GO): post-translational protein targeting to endoplasmic reticulum membrane
Cellular component (GO): TRC complex
Source: RefSeq, a predicted model, not a curated record
AUGCCGCACGAGAUCUACAAUAAAAGUCUAGAGGACUUGUCAGCACUUGAAGACCAACACAAACUCAAAUCAUUUGACAGUGAAGUUGCAUGGGAAUUGGGUUCUUUGGGUCGUCAAUUAUGUCAAGAAUUAUACCCAAACAAGGGAGUAGUUAUUGAUAUAACUUUAACCAGUGGCCAAACUUUAUUCCAUUCUGCCGUGUCUUCAGGCACUGCACUGGAUAACGACAAUUGGGUCAAGAGAAAGUACAAUACUGUAUUUAGAUUUGGCAAAUCGAGUUUUUACAUUGGACAGAAACUUAGACAAAAGGGCAAAACGAUUGAAGAGGCCAUGUUUGUGUCAUCAAAGGAUUAUGCAUCUCAUGGUGGUAGUGUUCCCUUGCGUGUUGAAUCGAAUGAGUUCGUUAUUGGUGCUUUAACUAUUAGUGGAUUAGCACAAGAAGAAGAUCAUUUGCUUGCCUUGGACAUUUUGCAACAAUAUGGUACCAAGAAGGCAUAA